CUGGUCAGAGUUGGAGAUGACCGUUUCGUUGAUGCUGUCGUUCUCCUGAAGCAGGGCAUCAAGUACAUCGAAGAUAAGCGUAUCAAAAUCGGAGUACAACAGGUACUAGCCAGCAGCGCUGUCAAAGGCAGGAUCAAGAGUACAACCCCGAUAGAUAUGGGACUUGGCUCCGAAAUUAUUGGCAAGAGCUUGGGGCGACUUCCUUACAUUACUAGGAAGGGUCAUUUGGUCCUUGGCUCGGAGCACUUCAAGCGAGGCGACGUCGUUGCAUUGAUUAGGGGGUCCCAGGUCCCGUUUGUUCUUCGUCGUCAAGACCAAAUAAGUGGGCGGUAUCAGGUCGUUGGCGAGGCCUACGUUGAUGGUAUAAUGGACGGAGAGGCGGCGCGCGAUCCUAAAUGGAGC
Messenger RNA from Cucurbitaria berberidis CBS 394.84, 402 nucleotides. Its product is annotated as putative heterokaryon incompatibility protein 6, OR allele. Lineage: Eukaryota; Fungi; Ascomycota; Dothideomycetes; Pleosporales; Cucurbitariaceae. The transcript has a single exon. The record is from RefSeq and is a predicted model, not a curated record. The annotation marks the transcript as partial.